CACCGCCCCCGACAAUUAUUGCACUCCACCUUAACUUUUCCCAAACCUCCCCCAACAAAAACUGGUCUACACUUGGACUACAGCACAACAACCAUAUCCUCCUGAUCAGUUCAUCAAUGGCCGGAGCUCUUCUCCGCCUUCAUGGCAAUGCUCUCUCCAGAUCGGCUGCUCUCCGGCCAUCUCCAUCACUCCCUCACAGGCCUAUGAUGGUCACCAUGUCCCAAAAUCAGUCCUACUGGGCCUCCGUCAACGCCGAAAUCGAUGCCCAUCUCAAGCAGGCCAUUGAUCCUCUACGGCCUCCACGUGAAGUCUUUGAGCCCAUGCACCACCUGGCCUUUGCAGCACCGCAAAACAAAGCCCCGGCAUUGUGCGUCGCGGCCUGCGAGCUCGUUGGUGGCCACAGGGACCAAGCCACGGCGGCAGCGUCAGCGCUCCACCUCAUGUGCGCGGCUUCCUUCACUCACGAGCAGCUUCCACUAACGGACAGGCCCAGGCCCAGGCCCAGGACCAGCUCCAGGCCCACGGCCCACCACGCAUACGGCCCAAACAUAGAGCUUCUUGUCCCGGACAGCAUGACACCGUUUGGGUUUGAGUUGUUAGCUAAAUCCGACGACCCGGCCCAAAACAACUCAGGCCGUAUAUUACGCGUCACGGUCGAGAUCGCGCGUGCCAUGGGCCCGCAAGGAAUUGUGGAUGGACAAUACCAAGAAUUGGAGCGCCCUCAAUCGGACCACACGCGGUGGAUCAAGCGCGUGUGCAAGAAAAAGGAAGGCGGGUUUCACGCUUGCGCCGCCGCGUGUGGGGCAAUACUAGGAGGGGGAAGUGAGGAGGAAAUAGAGAUGCUUAGAAGGUUCGGGCUCUAUGUGGGGAUGAUACAAGGAAUGUUACAUGGGGUUGGAAGAAAAGAAAAGGGACUAGCAAAAAUGGUGGAAGAGCUAAGAACUUUGGCACUCAAGGAGUUGGAGGAAUUCAAGGGAGGAAAGGCUGAGGCAAUUGCUAGCUUUCUUUGCUAAAGUUUAGGGGCCUUGAUGUUGAUGUCAGGAGAGGAGGGGGGACAUGGGACAGGGCAUGACAUGUAAUUGUUGUGUGAACCUUAUAAUGUGUCCAAAAGAUAUCUUAUGUAUAUUGUGAAGUGUCUUGUCCUCAUUGUUUUCUUCCUAGAACUUAUUGUGAUUAGUGACCUUCUUCAGUGUGUUGUCCUAAUACCUCUUUCUUUGCCACUUGUGAUCCUAUGAACCUUCCAAGGACUUUAAUAAUGUCAUAACGGGCAUAUAAAGGUAAGGAGAUUCGACUUUCGUUGCAAAA
Molecule: messenger RNA, 1305 nt
Organism: Alnus glutinosa
Lineage: Eukaryota; Viridiplantae; Streptophyta; Magnoliopsida; Fagales; Betulaceae
Product: heterodimeric geranylgeranyl pyrophosphate synthase small subunit, chloroplastic-like
Exons: 1
Coding region: 117-1013 (298 amino acids)
Biological process (GO): isoprenoid biosynthetic process
Molecular function (GO): prenyltransferase activity
Source: RefSeq, a predicted model, not a curated record